GUUAUAAUAAAGUAUUGUUGUUGUGAUCCACAAACACAACACUUAAUAAUGAAAGUAUUGGUCGAUUUGAAUGGAUGUGAAAACUAUAGCAUUCGUAUCGAUCGUACGGAUAGUGCGGUUGUGUUGCCCUUCAAUCAGGUCUACAAUGAGAUCCGCAAACAAAUCAAACACAACAUCACAUCCAAUACACAUAUCUUCGAGAUAUUUGACAAAGACUUCUGUGAAUACUGUGUUAUAACGAGUGAUAAUUACGUGAUUGAAGACCUGUCGCGACUACGGGUGCGGCCGAAGACAGUGAACAACGAGUCCAUAGGUUUAGGCAUUAAUCGGGACUUAAAUAUUGGCCACAAAUACAGCCAUAAAAUACAAUACGAGAAAAAUGAACUCAACUUAAGUGAAAACAAUAUCAAUAAAUGUGAGGACAGUAUUACUGAUUACGAGAACAGGGAGGAGACGGAUGGCUCGAUCGCUGGUGAUAGUUGUUCCCAAAGUGUGUACACUAAUAGUGAGAUUAAUAGCGAUACUCUAUGGGCACCGAAACCUCAAUCACCUACACCUCCAUUGCCAUCAAAAUUGCCACAAAAAUUAGCCCGAAAUGUGAUUAAAAAAUUUAACGCCGAGAAUGGUAUUAAAGUGGUGGAUAGUGAUGAUAGCACUGGGUUAAUCAUUAAAUUUCCAGCCGUUACCACACCUGCCAUAGACCUGACCAGCCAUAGAGUACGUUACUGUUUCGAUAACAUUAUAACAAACGCCGGGUAUUUUGUUCAACAACCGACACAACUGCCCACAACUGGAACUCCCAGUGUUGGCAAUGAGGGGCAAAACGUAACUCACUUUUCAUCAUUUAUUCAAACGUCAAAACCUUUAUCAACACCUAUACCCUCGCCAUUAGCGCCGGGUUCUCACCCCUCGGCGCCCAUCAACUAUCUGGACGUUGAAUUCAAUUCAGAUACUUUUGCCACAACCGCCAGUUCCCCACAUAUGGCAUACAUCACAUUCACUGCAUGUGUGGGCACAGUAUGGGUGACGGGUAUGUUGUUUAUGUUGGCCGAGUACCGGGCGAUUAUACGGUUAAUGCAUAUAUUGAAGACAAACAUCUGUGGCAAUGAUUCAGACGUUAUCGUCAAACACAUGUCCAAAAGUGGUUUCAAUGACUGGAAUUACGAAAAGUGUUUGAAUUACUUUUACAAUGCGUUAAAAUUAUAUAAAAAGACUUUGGCGAACUGUCCGAACCGGGAGACGGCGGCCACCGUUUACCCCCUGUUCAACACAAUGCACUCAUUUGUACCCUAUUUUCUCAUGACUGCCAAAGACUUUACAAAACUCAACGAAUUGAAGCGAUUGUUUGAUGAGAAAUGCGGCGAAUGUCACACCAUUUUUAACCCUAAUUGUAGCACAGCUCCAAUAGCCACAAAUUGGACAGACAACGGGUCAGAUUGUAAUCACACAUUAAACCUACCAUUAAAUAAUAGUGUAGACCCGACUCGCGGUAAGGAACAGAACCCGAUUGAUUACUUGGGACUACCGUUGACGGGAAAACAGUUUACGGUAAACACCAGUUCCCCGCACUUGCCGUACGUGACAGUUAUUAUUAAAGUGAAAGGCGUGUGGUUUAGGACCGGGCACUUUGGUGCCGCCAACCACUUGGCCCUCAAUCUGCUGUUACAACUGGUGGACAAACACCGGCCCACCGAUGGUAGGCCUAUGACUGAUACCGAGUGGGCACGUGUAGCCAACAAUAUGCCCAGUAUUAAAGAUCCCAAUAAACCCGAUGUGGUGUUUGACCCGAAACUGUGCCAAAACUAUUUGCAAAACGCUUUGGACUUAUAUAAAAAAAUAUUACAUGAGUGUCCAAACAUGGAUAGGGCCGGCAUAGCGUUCCCCAUGUUUCAUACAUUUCACAUCUUUAAUACUGCAUCCGUGGUGUCGGACGCCGAGUGCCGCGAAAUUCAACGUUUGCGUGAAUUGUUUAGCAAAAAGUGCAAAACAGACCCCUAUAUCGUUGAGGUUAACGUAUCUGCACUGCCGGUGCCCUCACAGACCCCAAAUGACUCCGGACUUUGGCCAAAGUCAUGCCCAAACACGUGCGAAGUGGACGCAUUUCGCAAAGCUUGUGCCAACAUUACCAGGGACGAUUUUGAUGCAUUUACUCACCUGUGCCUCUGCGUUGACGAAGCGGUUAAAACGUUGGGUCCGUUUGAAGAGAACCGGGAGUUGUUUUGGUCACACGUAUGGCAGCUAAUGCUUGAGUCCGGUUACGGUUCAUUAGAUAAGAGCACCUGCCGUCUGAUGUUUACCCAACACGUGGGCCAAUAUUAUAAAACU
Medioppia subpectinata is the source of this 2325-nucleotide messenger RNA. The record is from the annotation of a GenBank genome assembly. NCBI's taxonomy places the organism in Eukaryota, Metazoa, Arthropoda, Arachnida, Sarcoptiformes, Oppiidae.